UGAGUGAGUGAGUGAGUGAGUGAGGAGCAAACUUCUUCCAAGAGGAUGGCUGGGAAGAUUAGAGCCUAGAAGGAUUUCAACUGCUUUGGUGCAGCUUUUGGAUUAGUUUUCAUUUUUGAAAUCCCUUCUAUUUAAAAGAUGCACUUUUUGGGGAUUUACAGCGUUUGGAUUGUAUUCCAUGCAGCCUUAUGCAAUUAUUCGGAGGACCAGUGCAGCUGGAGAGGAAGUGGUUUGUCCCAGCAGCAGGGCAGCGUGGAGCAGAUCUCCCUCCACUGCUCCGAAGGCACCCUUGACUGGCUGUACCCCAAAGGAGCACUUCGUCUCACCUUGUCCCCACGCCUGCCCUCCAUCGCCGUGGGCCCCGGUGGCGGCGGCGGCUCUUCGGGCCUCAUCACGGCCUGCGUCAAGGCCUCGGAGAACUUCCACGGCGCCCAGCUCUACCUGGAGAGGGACGGCGUCCUGGAGCUCCUGGUGGGGGACCGGCUGGAGACGUCCCUCCCGCCGAGUGUGCGCUGCUUCAGCCGGGCCCCGGGGGAGACGUUGGCGCUCUUCCUGCAGGCGACGCCUCACCAAGACAUCAGCCGGCGGACGGCGUCUUUCCGCUACGAGCUGAGGGGGGACUGGACCGCCCGCUUGUCGCUGGACUCCAACCACAUCAGCACUUUUGACGCAUGCAGACCCUGCAACAACACGGAGAUCCUCAUGGCCGUGUGCACCAGCGACUUUGUGGUGCGAGGCAACAUCAGGUCCGUGCAGGAGGACGAGAACCUCCGGGCGGCGGUCAUCAAGGUCAGCGCCACGCGGGUGUUCCGGCAAAAGUACGCCCUCUUCACAGGCACCAGCCGCGUCUCCGCCCGGGGGGAGAUCCGCACCCUGCUGCAGUGCGGCGUCAAACCGGGUCCAGGCAGCUUCCUCUUCACCGGCCGAGUCCACUUCGGGGAGGCUUGGUUGGGCUGCGCCCCUCGCUAUAAGGACUUCCUGCACGCCUACACGGCGGCCAAAGCGGCGCAGCAGAUUCCCUGCGAACUUCCUGUGGAUUGAGCGCCCUCUGAACUCACUUGCUGCUUGUCUACGUGACACAGAACCAGGGCGGUAUACAACGCCUGGCCAGGCUGAGAAGCCAUGUUGGCGCCACCGAGGAGAGAAAUGGGACUUUUUUUUCCCCCCAAAACACCAUUUCAGUGCAAUAGCAGGUGCAGUAAGAUUUUUGUGGGGCUUCUUGGUUGGCAUGGAGACGACAAGAGAGUCAAACUCAGGAAAAAGGCAUAAAAAGCCAGCCAGAGAGGACACAUUAUGUUAUGAAGCAGAUUAUAUCAAGGAAAUUGCACUGAGUAAAGAGACGGGAACGAUGCUGCAAGCACUGAAAACCAAAUAAAUAAUAAUAAUAUGUAGCAGAGCGGUGCAGUGGAGAAGGUAAUAUAUGUACAUACUGUGCAGGGAGCACUUCGUACACUCAAGCCCAACAGAAGUAUUAGUUUCAUCCUGUAAAUAUUUAGCUGGUGACAAUGAUAUUUCCAACCUGCACUAUGUCAACCAAACCAAGUGCUAUGUGUGUGUAAAUAUGUCAAUAUGUGGAUAAGAUGUUCUAUUGUGGAUUAUAUGGAUGUUCUGUCAGUAAAAAAAAAAACACUUUAAGGAAACUCUCUUUUCGCACGUGUGCUUGUUUAACAUAAAACACGACUUUUAUCAAUAGCAAAAGUGUCCCUUUUCUCACGCAUAAGUCACUUCAAGUAGCCGUGAAAGUGACCCCGGGGAGGCCUGAACAAGAUUUGCGGCGCUCAAGUAGAAAACAUUGGAAUUCCGUUGUCCUCACUCUGCACAUUACCAGGAGCCAGGAAGCCAUAAAUUGCUACUAUGGGGGCACGUCUGAGAGGAGGUGCCACGCGGUCGCUCGCUCCAUCCUGACCACGUCUUGUUAUCAAAGCCAAACUCCUUUCCGCCUUUAAAGAGUACGUCUUGCGUGCGGAAUCAUGCACAGCUGCGCGUGUUCAAGUCUGCACCUGUUUCUCUUUGGUGCAAAACACAAUACGGGUAAAAACGCCCAAUUUACUGCAAGCAGUUAAGGAAGUUUAGGUUGCCUGACUUGUGUGCUGGAAAUGAACUUUUUAAACCAAAUUGAAUGCUUCACUGCUCCUUUAAAACAUCCUAUAGCCGGGGGGGCUGCACA
Molecule: messenger RNA, 2167 nt
Organism: Nerophis lumbriciformis (worm pipefish)
Lineage: Eukaryota; Metazoa; Chordata; Actinopteri; Syngnathiformes; Syngnathidae
Gene: metrn
Product: meteorin, glial cell differentiation regulator
Biological process (GO): glial cell differentiation; positive regulation of axonogenesis
Molecular function (GO): hormone activity
Source: RefSeq, a predicted model, not a curated record